GGCAAACGUGACGGUCACCGACCUUGAGGAGCUGCAGGAGCUGUUGAUGGUUAAUAUAGAGCACAACAAACAUCUGGUGACAGGGUCAGUCCGAGCCAAGGUACUGAAAUGGGGUGAAGAUGUCACAGAAUUUCAGCCUCCCCCUGAUUAUAUACUAAUGGCUGAUUGCAUUUACUAUGAGGAGUCAUUAGAACCGUUACUGAAGACGCUGAAAGACCUUACUGGCCCUGAUACAUGUGUCUUGUGCUGUUAUGAACAGAGGACUAUGGGGAAGAAUCCUGAAAUUGAGAGAAAAUACUUUGAGCUGCUUCAGAUGGACUUUGAGCUGGAAAAAAUUCCCCUGGAUAAGCACGAUGAGGAGUAUCGCAGCGAAGACAUUCAUAUCGUGAAUAUCCACAGGAAACAAACGGAAGAGCACGGGACACGGGGCAGCUACCACAGAGUGCGCAGGCGUCCGGAUCUGACCAUCCACAUGCGAUUCCCAUGCGUCCCCCAGCGCUGCUCCAGAGCCCCCCGGGACUGUGUGGGGUCAGGACCCGCGCCCACGGGACUGAGGGAGCAGAUGCCCCGGAGCCUGCGGCUGAUCGCUGCCGUUGUGCCAUUUCCUGAGCCUCAGCCGAGGAGCGAAGGGCACAGCAACGCCGUAACUCGCCCGCUCGGCUGGCAGCGUGGGCUCGACCCGGCCGCCGUGCGGAUGCACGUUGUCCACACAUCCCUGCAGAUUCUCAAGCUCCAGCCACCUUCG
Molecule: messenger RNA, 745 nt
Organism: Balearica regulorum gibbericeps (East African grey crowned-crane)
Lineage: Eukaryota; Metazoa; Chordata; Aves; Gruiformes; Gruidae
Source: RefSeq, a predicted model, not a curated record